AUGAGGCCAGAUGGCUUUCGGGAAGGGGCAGAGCUGCUGACCCCUGUCCUCUGUCCCAGGCCCCACGUGUGUGCUGAGCAGGAGCUGACCCUGGUGGGCCGCCGCCAACCCUGCGUGCGGGCCUUCAGCCGCGCGGUGCCCGUGUGGAAGCCGGGCUGCGGGCGCCAGGCCUGGUGCGUGAGCCACGAGCGCAGAACCGUCUACUACACGGCCUACAGGCAGGUGUACGCCAUGGAGGCCCAGCCCGUGCUCAGGUGCUGCCCGGGGUGGAGCCAGCAGCCAGGCGACCAGGGCUGCCUCUCCGCCGAGUGCGGCGCCGGCCUCUGUUUUAACGGUGGCAGCUGCGUGCCCGGCUCCGCCCAGCUGUGCCGCUGUCCCCCAGGCUUCCAGGGUGCCCGCUGCCAGCACGAUGUGGAUGAGUGCCAGCUACACAACGGCGGCUGCCACCACAGGUGUGUGAACACGCCCGGCUCCUACCUGUGCGAGUGCAAACCCGGCUUCCGGCUCCACGUGGACGGCAGGACCUGCCUGGCCAUCAGCUCCUGCUACGUGGACGAAUGUACCACGGGGCUGGCCCAGUGCGCCCACGGCUGCCUCAACACGCGAGGGUCCUUUAAGUGUGUGUGCCAUGCGGGCUAUGAGCUGGGGAAACCCUCACCCUCUCCCACAGGUGGUAGUAGCUUAGCACAUGUCCAUUACGACCAAGGGGAAAAACUCAGCAGCCUGACCUGCGCUGACUGUGGGAACGGAGGGACCUGCCUCCCGGGCCUGGACGGCUGUGACUGCCCCGCGGGCUGGACUGGGCUCGUCUGCAAUGAGAACUGCCCGGCGGGGACAUUCGGCGUGAACUGCUCAAGAUCCUGCUCGUGCGGGGGGGCCCCCUGUGAUGGGGUCACGGGGCAGUGCCUGUGCCCCCCUGGGCGGACGGGGGAUGACUGUGGGGCAGACUGCCCGGCGGGGACAUUCGGCGUGAACUGCUCAAGAUCCUGCUCGUGCGGGGGGGCCCCCUGUGAUGGGGUCACGGGGCAGUGCCUGUGCCCCCCUGGGCGGACGGGGGAUGACUGUGGGGCAGCGUGCCCUGCAGGCUGGUUUGGGCCCGGCUGCCACAUGAAGUGCUCUUGUGCCAACGAUGGGCACUGCCACCCGGAGACGGGACAUUGCAGCUGUGCCCCUGGGUGGACCGGUCUCAGCUGCCAGAGAGGUAGGUGGCAUCCCUCCCCGGGAGAGGCCUCCACAGGCCCAGCAGCCCCCCUCCCUCCGUGGUGGUGUCCCCAGGGCCACUUCGGGCCAGGCUGUGGGCGGCGCUGCCAGUGUGAGCACGGGGGCGCCUGUGACCAUGUCAGUGGGGCCUGCACCUGCCCCGCAGGCUGGAGGGGGACCUUCUGUGAGCGAGCCUGCCCGGCCGGCUUCUUCGGACUGGACUGUCGCCACGCCUGUGACUGCGCGGCCGGGGCGCCCUGCGAAGCUGUGAGCGGCUCCUGCCUCUGCCCCGCUGGCCGCCAGGGCCCCCGCUGCGCCCAGACCUGCCCAGCCCUCACCUACGGGCACAACUGCAGCCAGGCCUGCUCCUGCUUCAAUGGGGCUUCCUGCGACCCAGUGCACGGGCAGUGCCACUGUGGCCCUGGCUGGACGGGUCCCAGCUGCCUGCAGGGAACUCUCACCUGGUCUCCCUCAGCCUGUCCCCCUGGCUUCCACGGGCGUGGCUGCCAGGGGGUGUGCAGGUGCCAGCAUGGAGCGCCCUGCCACCCCGUCAGCGGCCAGUGUCUGUGUCCCGCUGGCUUCCACGGCCAGUCCUGCGAGAAGGGGUGUGAGCUGGGCUCAUUCGGAGAGGCCUGCGGUCAGCUGUGCGACUGUGAGGGUGGGGCCACCUGCGACCCUGUCACCGGCCACUGCCUUUGCCCCCCAGGCCGCACGGGGGCCACCUGUGACCUCGACUGCAGAGCCGGCUUCUUCGGGCCGGGCUGUGCCCUGCGCUGUGACUGCGGGGGUGGGGCCGGCUGCGACCCUGUCAGCGGCCGGUGUCACUGCGUGGACGGCUACACCGGGCCCACAUGCCGCCAGGGUGGGCCCCCCCAGCUCCCUGGGAUCCCCUCUCCAGCCCCGGGCCCAGCGUCCUCACAGGCCGCCCCGCACAGACCAGCGCCCGGGCUCCGCCGCAGGGCAGAGGAGCGCUAGCGCAGCCGCGUGCCGCGUCCCGGUGCCGCCGACAGCACCCAGGGCCUGGAGAGCUCUCGGAGGGAGCUGUGGGCCAGGACUGCGCCCGAACCCUUCUUGCUUCCGCGGGCUGUGGACAUGGCAGCCUC
Myotis davidii is the source of this 2303-nucleotide messenger RNA. It is a transcript of the gene MEGF6, whose product is annotated as multiple EGF like domains 6. Bases 1 to 2175 code for a protein of 724 amino acids. The transcript is spliced from 18 exons. Gene Ontology annotation, molecular function: protein binding; calcium ion binding; scavenger receptor activity. Lineage: Eukaryota; Metazoa; Chordata; Mammalia; Chiroptera; Vespertilionidae. The record is from RefSeq and is a predicted model, not a curated record.